CGAGUGCACCUUGCCCGCGGCGGACGGCUCAGUCUGGAACGGGCGGGUGAGUUGUCCCGUCCCUCCUCUUCCAGCCGUGGUGCCUGGUUGAGACGGAGCAGCAUCAGUCUGCGAGGCCCGAGCGAACCAAGACGAUAUUUACAACGAUAAGCGAAUGAAUGCAGGAGGGUGAAGGAGCCGGGUCAUUUCUGGCCUCUGUUCGGGAGCAGGAAAGCAGUUUGCGACACUGAGCCAAGCUCUGGAAGAAUAGGGGAGGUUGUGUUCCGGCACCUUGCCCCCACCCCUCCCCAAAUUGCAGAUCAGGAUGGAGGCUGUCCCACAGGUGCAGGACGCGUUCAUAGAAGAAGACAAGUCGCAGGAGAUGCCUCCGGUUAUAUCUGUGGGGGCUGCUGUCGAUGGAACCACCGAAACACCUGUGAACGAAAAUGUGAACAACCCCACCCCCCGUGUUGUCAUGCCCUCAGUGUCGGAUGUACUGUCUGUGGAUGGGGAAGGCUCUGUGACUACACCCAUUGAUCUUAGAUACAAACAGGGUCCUGGAGGUGGUGUUCCCAGGGACUAUCCUACUUCUACUGUCCCCCGAAAUUAUCACUAUGGACCCCUAGGGGGUUACAAUGAUUAUCCGACUCCACCUCACUCUGAGGCAUAUGCAAGCCUUAACAAGGGAGCUCGGAUGGAUCCCCGUUUCAGACCGGUUCAUCCAGAUGGGUACAGGACUCUAGAUCCUAGCUUCAAAGCCUCCAGCAGAAACCAGCUGGACUCCUACGCUGCUCAACCACAGGUUGCACGUAUGGGAAAUCCAAUGGAAAUGUCCUCGAUUCCGAGAUUUGUCGCUGAUUCGUACGGUCUGGAGGAUGAUCAGCGCAGCAUUGGUUAUGAAGAUUCUGACUAUGGCAUGGGGUACCCAAGGCAAAACCACCAUGGUUACCCUCGUGGGACUCCUCACAGAACUGCGAGUUACGAGGGCACUUUGGACCGUAUGAGUGGUGCUGGAGAGUUGCUCUGGGGCGGAGGAGCUCCUCUGGCUCAGGGUGAGAGAGGAAGCAUGGCCUCACUCGACAGCAUCCAGAAGAGAGGUCCAGGCCCCGAUGGCUGGCGACAGCCAGAACUGUCAGAAGUCAUCGCUAUGCUAAACUAUACACUGGACUCUGUGAAAGUCAACGCAGCUGCAUACCUGCAGCACCUCACCUACAAGAACGAAAAAGUGAAAUCUGAACUUCGCCGUCUAAAGGGUAUUCCUGCAAUUGUGACCUUGAUGAACCAUUCCAGCGAAGAGGUUCGAUUUGCAGUUUGUGGAGCACUCAGAAAUAUUUCAUUUGGCAAUAAUUUUGAAAUUAAAUCCACAAUUGUAAACUGUGGUGGAGUUGCUUGCAUAGUGAAUCUGCUAAGGAGGACGACCGAUCGGAGACUCAUUGAGAUCCUAACAGGAACUCUUUGGAACCUAUCGUCUAAUGAAGACUUUAUCAAGGAUCUUGUAGAUAAACCUCUGAGUGCCGUUGUAGAUGAGGUCCUAGUGCUUCAUUCAGGUGUGGAGCAGAAGAGCAAUGGAGCAGAAGGAGGCAAGGGAGACAGCAAAUCCCCAUACCAGGAGUGGGAGAAGGCCUUCAUUAACAGUACAGGAUUUCUGAGAAAUGUAAGCGCUGCAAAUGAAGAGCACAGGAAACAUAUAAGGGAAUACAAAGGACUGGUUGAUUCUGUCGUGUACCUCCUGAAGUCACAGACUAAACCCUCAACUGGAGCAACUGACCCUGAGAAAUUGAACAGCAAAUUGACAGAGAACUGUGUUUGUGUGCUGAGGAACCUGUCCUAUCAUCUGCACUGUGAAAUCCCAAAUCCUGAACGCUACAAGGAGAUGCCCGCCACCCCCCAGCGCUUCGGCUCCCGCAAGAGUAGAAGAAACAGAGAGAAUGAUGGAGUGGCUAUGACAAACAUGUCUGCUAAAGGCAGUGAGCUGCUGUUUCAGAAAGACGUGAUCGAAGCAUACGGCCAUCUUUUGAAUUCUAGUAAAAACCCUCUCGUGUUGGAGGCGGCAGCUGGAGCCAUCCAGAACCUGUGUGCUGGAAACUGGACUCCUGGACAAAAAACCCGUGCCACUAUUAUGAAUAACAAAUACAGGGACAAAAUAGUGGAAUACCUGGAUCAUGAGAAUGAGCCAGUGGUCCGAGCCAUGUCUGGAGCCCUGUGUAACCUGGCCCUGAACCCGGAAUACGCAACAGAACUGGGUACGACCGCCCUUCCUAAGCUGUUGUCGAAGCUGCCCGAUGAUGGAGGUCACUCGUCGUUUUCUUCACAAACCAGGAUGUCUGUGAUCAGUGCCCUCUGUAUGAUAUUAAGCCAGAGUCCUGAAGCCACCAAAACACUGCUGGUCCCCAAUGAUAAGAAGCAAUUCCCAGGAAUGAACAAGCUGGUGCAGCUAAAAAAUGCAAGCGACCGACAUUCAGAGCGUGAGAUUUGGACAGUCAGCAUGAUGCUGCAGAAAGUGUGGGAUCACAAAGAUGUGCGUCGUAUUUUAACGAAGUAUAAGUAUAAAAAGACUGACUUUGUGAUGAAAAAAAACCCUCCAAGCAAGAAAAAAACCAAAGAAAGUUCUGAAGGAAAGCCCAAUGAAGAAACAAACUCUAAAGAAACGGACCACCUAUUACAGGGUAACAAAGACGAGCCAAGUGACAGGAAUUCAGCACAAGAUCCAGUCCCCACGCUUAACCAAGAUUUCCAGUUGGACAUUACUGAGAUAGGGGCAGAGGAUGAAAAAUAACUGUUUACAUUUCGACAACAGCAUGCCUCUACCCACGGGCCUCGCUGAAAUGAUGAUGCCAAUCACCAUGACAACUAUGUGACAAAUCCCCGUCUCCAACACCAUCCUGUCUGACCAUUAUUUACUCUACUGCAGGUUUUUUGUAGUCAUUUUUGUCUCUAUGUUAGAUUCAGUCACAUGAGCUGAUUAAUGAAACAAGGGCAUGUAGAUGGUAAUAUUUUGGCCACACCAGUACAUCUCUACGCAAGGCCUACAGCGAACCAGGGAAACACACAAACGCUCUUCCAGAGACUUUGACUUAAUCUGAGAAGUCGAACACUCGUGAUAAAAACAAUAAAGAAAUCAAGGGAACCCACAACUUUGUUAUUUUAUCUUUCAAUGUUUGUUAAACUUAAAAAAAAUCAUUUUAAAUAAUCGUUUCUUUGCUGAUGAAAGAUUCAGUGUUCAUACUAGUUGAUCUGCUCUGUAUUAUUAUUUUUUUGGCAAAUAUCUGCCAAAGGUUACUCCUGCAGCUACCAAGGAUGGGAGGACAGAUUCCUCCAUUUUUUUUUUUUGGUUAAUUCCUGGCUUGUAACUACUGGUCUUCAUGAAAAUGCAUAUUGUUUUGAAAGAGAGUAAAUUAGAAUGUCUUAUAUCCAAAAACAUUGUGUAUGAUUUCUGUUCCAAAGCUUGGUUUCCAUGUUUGGGAUUUUUUUUGUAUCAUGCUCUAAACCACAAAAGUCUUUUUUUUUUUACAAACUUAUUCUGACAGUUCAGAAAUGACCAAGUAAUGUCUGUUUUUUUUAUUAUUAUUAUUUCUUUAUACUGAGUGUACUGUAUAUAUUGAAUGGAAGAUUAAACGAAACUCCUUUGCGGGAUAUUUUUUUCAAGAUUUUUUAUUGUUCGUGAUAAACUAAGCCUCACUUUCCAAAAACUGUCAUUAUGAGUGAACUGACUUUGAGAAAUUUUUAUUGUUAAAGAAUUUAAAGUGGCAUAGAAGGGAAAUUAAAAGGAAAAAUAAUGAAAAGACACACUAUGCAUACACUAUGUACUAGAAAAAUAUAUACAAUAUAUAUGAGGAUUUGGGUUAUUUUUUGGGUGCUUUUGGUGAACUGAUAUACAAUCCAUUUGAUUUUCUUUAAUUAUAAACUUUGCAAAGCUUUGGAUGCUGUCAUUGAGAUCACAUAAAAAUGCUCUGAUUAUAGACUGCAAGUUAUUUUCUUAAAAGUUAGACAGUCUCAUUUGUGAAUGAUUUAUGUAACAUCACUAUAUUGUUUUCAAUAAAAAACACAUGAAUUAUCUAUA
Molecule: messenger RNA, 4039 nt
Organism: Oryzias melastigma (Indian medaka)
Lineage: Eukaryota; Metazoa; Chordata; Actinopteri; Beloniformes; Adrianichthyidae
Gene: ctnnd1
Product: catenin (cadherin-associated protein), delta 1
Exons: 21
Coding region: 305-2755 (816 amino acids)
Biological process (GO): cell-cell junction assembly; cell-cell adhesion
Cellular component (GO): adherens junction; nucleus; cytoplasm
Molecular function (GO): cadherin binding
Source: RefSeq, a predicted model, not a curated record